Molecule: messenger RNA, 1149 nt
Organism: Schizosaccharomyces osmophilus
Lineage: Eukaryota; Fungi; Ascomycota; Schizosaccharomycetes; Schizosaccharomycetales; Schizosaccharomycetaceae
Gene: oxa101
Product: mitochondrial inner membrane insertase Oxa101
Exons: 3
Coding region: 1-1149 (382 amino acids)
Biological process (GO): mitochondrial respiratory chain complex IV assembly; protein insertion into mitochondrial inner membrane from matrix
Cellular component (GO): mitochondrial inner membrane
Molecular function (GO): membrane insertase activity
Source: RefSeq, a predicted model, not a curated record
AUGUUCCUUUUUGGUCUACGAUUUUUUAAGCAUCAUCAAGGAAUACAGACAUCUAAUAAAAAUGUUUUCCUGAAGUUUAAAUCAUUACCAGUCCGGAAACAAUUGCCUCAAAGGUAUUUGCAACCAAUUCGAGGCGUUUCCACGUCUGCAGCAGACACAGCGGUAGCAGCUACAGCUACUACAGCUAACACGGUUGGUAUAAGUAAUUCCUGGUGGCCGUAUGCUUUUCUUCAAAAUGCAGCUUACUCGAUUAAUAUUUAUGCCGGAGCACCUUGGUGGGUGUCUAUCAUUGCGACAACAAUCGGUGUUCGUUUUGCCCUUUUGCCAUUAAUGCUAAAAUCUUUUCGAACAAGCUCGAAACUUACAGUACUUCAGCCUGAAAUGAAGAAAGAACUCGAUUCCAUCAAAUCAGCCAAGUUAGAAAAUGACCAAAUGGGUCUUAACCAGCACAGUAUGGCUUUAAGGGCUUUGUAUAUUAAACAUGAAGUUAGUCCAUUGUCUAUUUUUAUGCUUCCUCUUACCCAAAGUGUUGUGUUCUUUAGCUUUUUCUAUGCAAUUCGUCAAAUGGCUCGAGUGCCUGUGGAAGGCUUCAAGGAUGGUGGUAUUGCCUGGUUUCAAGAUUUAUCGGUACCAGACCCCUAUUUCAUUUUACCUAUGAUUAACGCAGCAUUCAUGUUCACAGGAAUGCAACUAAAUCGAUCAAACACAGCAUCUACUAUUGGUAACUCUCCCAAUUGGAGUACCUUCUUUUUUCUUUGCUGUCUUUUAAGUCCCCUUUUUACUCUUAAACUUCCUGCUGCUAUAUUCUUGUACUGGAUUCCCAGCAGCAUUUUCAACAUUGUGCAAGGCUUCAUUUUGAAAAGGCCUGCCAUCCGUCAGAAACUUGGAUUCGCUCCUCUUCCCCCUGCAGUAGACAAAGCCAUCUCUGGCAAAAAUCUUUUACGAAAUCCUUUCAAGGCAGUUCGUGACAUGUACAACGGAAUUAAAGAUGCCCUUCGAGGAAGAUAUGAUCAGCUUAAAGUUGAUAUGGAAAAACGAGCUCUAGCUACCAGACCUGUCAAUGUCGUUCGACCGAAUGAUCAUUAUAGAAAGUUGAAAGAAUUGAACCGAAAGCAGGUCAUUGAAAAAAAGAUAUCCAAUAAAAAAUAA